AUGUUUAUUGUGUUUCUUCUUCUCAUUGACAUCUAUACGACACAUUGUCAAACAACAACAGCACCAAAUCCUAUUUAUGGUUGUUCAUUUUUAAAUAAUACAUAUUCGACAAACGCUGCAGUUUCUAAUCAAUUCCAAUUUCCUAAUCGUACUUCAAUUAUUUUUACGGCUAGUUACACAUUUUUAUCAUCACCAUUAUCAAUAUCAACAUUUGAACUUGGUCUAAUUUAUCCAUUUUCGACAUUAACUUAUCUUGUACCUUUUCCUGUUUUGUUUGAUUGUGCAUCUAUUGUUCGUUCUUGUCAAUUGCAAACAAUGGCAGUUACCGCAUCAAUAUCACGCGAUUCAGAACCUAUACGUGCACAAUUAACACAAUUUAAUUAUACAUCAACAUCAAUUCCAUUGAAUCAAAUGGGUUUAUAUUUAAGAGAAGGACAAUAUAAAUUAAGUAAUUGUUCAUUAAAUGAUGGACAAUACAUCACUGAACCAAAUACAAUAUUUAAUAUUCAAAUACAAUAUGAAAAAUCUGUUGGUACUUCUUGUAAUCCAUCGACUGAUACCUGUGGUUUAUCACCUCUUACAACUUGUUCACCAUCAUCAUCAACAUGUACGUGUCUUUCAACAAGUUCUGUUGUAUCUUAUUCGGAUUCGUUCUAUUGUGCUGAUACAAUGAAUGCAAGUAAUUGUCGUAUAUUUCCAACACGUUGUGUAACAUGGUGUAAUUCAACAACAAAUAAUUUAUGUAUUUGUCCGAUAAAUACAUUAAAAAUUCAACGAAAUAAUUUAUAUGUUUGUGAAUUACCUGUAAAUUCAUUUAACUGUUUAACUAAUGAUACUAUACGUCGUUGUCCACUUGGACAAAUUUGUCUAAAUGGACAAUGUACUGAUGAUAUAAUAACAACAACAACAACGACAAUAUUAACAACAACGCAAGCAAACGGUUCCAAUAAUUCAAUUGAUCAACGUCUUCGUAUAGCUCUUGGUGUUAUUGCUGGUCUACUUGGUACAUCUGUACUUGUUCUAUUAGGAGUAUUUUGUUGGUUACGUCUAAGACAAAGACGACGUCGAAUACAAGCAGCAAAAUCACCAUCACCAUUAUCAUCUUCGUCAACAUCAUCACUUUAUAUUUCACCUAUUCAACAGCAAGAUCAACAACAACAAGAAUUUUCUCCAAUCAAUACAAUUUAUCAAUUACCAUUUGAUAAUAAUUAUAAAAGAUUUACGCCUAUUUAUCGAACUGACUCAUUUCGUCAAGCUGUUCUUUCAGGUCAUAGACGAACAAGUCAAACUAUUGAACAUAUAUCAGCAAAACGAGAUAGUUUUAUUGAACGAUCAUCAUUUCAUAAAGAUGGUAUAGGAUCACCUAUUUAUAGUACAUUAGAAUUUAUUGUUCCACCCGAAACAAAAAAUUAUCGAAAUUCAAACAAAAUAAAUAAUGAUAUUUAUCAAAUUAUUAUUCCAUCAUCAUCAUCAACAAUUCUUACUCAUUCUGUAUAA
Messenger RNA from Rotaria sp. Silwood2, 1497 nucleotides. Lineage: Eukaryota; Metazoa; Rotifera; Eurotatoria; Philodinida; Philodinidae. The record is from the annotation of a GenBank genome assembly.